AUGGAAAACGUGAAACGAGGUAAGCUCAAGCUCAAGAACGGCAGCAAGCUCAAGGUGGCAUCCAAGAAGCACAAGAAGCACAAGAAGAAAACGUCUAAGCGUCGCGAGGAGGAGGAAGACCAGCGCCAUGAGCAGGAGAAGAGCAGCGACGACGUGGAAAUGGACGACAUGACUCCUGCGCAACGUCGACAUGCUGAGCACCAGAAGAAAAGGGAAGAAGAGAUCGAAAAGUUGGCAUCCAAGACUUACAGAGAGCGCAUCGAAGAACUCAAUCAGCACCUCGGAAGCCUCACAGAACAUCACGACGUGCCUCGCGUUUCGGCUGCUGGCAACGGUUAA
Molecule: messenger RNA, 339 nt
Organism: Phytophthora infestans T30-4
Lineage: Eukaryota; Oomycota; Peronosporomycetes; Peronosporales; Peronosporaceae
Exons: 2
Coding region: 1-339 (112 amino acids)
Cellular component (GO): nucleolus
Source: RefSeq, a predicted model, not a curated record